Messenger RNA from Ictidomys tridecemlineatus (thirteen-lined ground squirrel), 3485 nucleotides. RefSeq names its product methyltransferase 8, tRNA N3-cytidine (gene Mettl8). Lineage: Eukaryota; Metazoa; Chordata; Mammalia; Rodentia; Sciuridae. The record is from RefSeq and is a predicted model, not a curated record. Gene Ontology annotation, molecular function: tRNA (cytidine-N3)-methyltransferase activity.
CUCCAGAACGCCCUCUUGGGUCCAGCAAAGGUGUGGGCUGCGCUGUGCGGCUCCAGAGCUUUCUCGGGUUGGUAGCGGCGCGCGGGGAAGACCCCUGGGGGCGCUGUGUUGCCGCCUCCUGGUCCAGUUUCCUGGGCUGCACUCAGGGGUCAUUGCUUCUCUGGUACCCGGUCUCCUGCCGCCCCUGGCUUUCGCUCUGGGAGGCUCAAGCCAGGCGCCCGCAGGGGCUGUGUCGAGUGUGACCACUCUCCAAAGGUGAUGCAAGAGCCCUUUGCCUGUAUCUUGAGACUGGAAUCCUGGAAAGAAAUAUGACUGAUGCCUCCCAAUGCCAUUGCAUGCUAUUUGAUUAAGACUCAAGAAACAGGGAUGAAGGAAGAGAAGAAAUUUGGACCUCUUUAAAUCAGUGGCAACUUCAGUAAAAGCUGGAGAAUCAGUGCUUCAGUAAAAGCUGGAGAAUCAGUGCUGUGAUCCCUUUUGUGUAUGCAGUGUAUAAUAGUAGUAGAUAGUGGGUGAAGGUACUGCUGAGGAUGAAUGUGAUUUGGAGAAAUUAUAUUUGCUGCCUAAGACUAAGAAAGGUGCCACACAGAUGCCACAGUGGUUCCCACCCAGUGGCCCCUCUGGGAUCAAGAAUUUUAACUGACCCAGCCAAAGUUUUUGAGCACAAUAUGUGGGAUCACAUGCAGUGGUCUAAAGAAGAAGAAGCAGCAGCCAGAAAAAAAGUAGAAGAAAAUUCAGCUGUGCAAGUCAUUCCAGAAGAGCAAGAUAAGUAUGAAAGUGAAGCUAGUAAAUACUGGGAUGUAUUUUACAAGAUUCAUAAGAAUAAGUUUUUCAAGAAUCGUAAUUGGCUAUUAAGGGAAUUUCCUGAAAUUCUUCCAAUUGAUCUAAAAACUAAAGAUAAUACAAGAGAAUCAUCAUGGGAUCAUAUAAAACCUAAUGCCAGAAAUUGUUUCUCAAGAAUACAAGAAGAAAAAAACCAUUUUAAGAAAAGUUCUGGCUCAUCAGAUGGCCCAAGCAAAGCAGGAUCUGAUUUUUCCAACCUAGACCCUAAAAAACUUGGAAAAGGACCCCUGAAGACUGAAUUGUUUCCUGGUAGCAGGGCCAAUUUCAGAAUACUAGAGGUUGGCUGUGGUGCUGGAAAUAGUGUUUUUCCAAUACUGAACACCUUGCAGAACACCCCAGAAUCCUUUCUUUAUUGUUGUGAUUUUGCCUCUGGAGCUAUAGAGCUUGUAAAGUCACACUCAUCCUACAGAGCAGCCCAGUGUUCUGCCUUUGUUCAUGAUGUGUGCAGUGAUGGCUUACCCUACCCUUUUCCAGAUGGGAUCCUGGAUGUCAUUCUCCUUGUCUUUGUGCUCUCUUCUAUUCAUCCUGACAGGAUGCAAGGUGUUGUCAACCGGCUGUCAAAGUUACUGAAGCCUGGUGGAAUGCUGUUAUUUCGGGACUAUGGGAGAUACGAUAAUACCCAGCUUCGUUUUAAAAAGGGGCAUUGUUUAUCUGAAAAUUUUUAUGUUCGAGGAGACGGUACCAGAGCAUAUUUCUUUACAAAAGGGGAAGUCCACCGUUUGUUCUGCAAGGCUGGGCUAGAUGAAAAGCAAAAUCUGGUUGAUCAUCGCUUACAAGUUAAUAGGAAAAAACAAGUGAAAAUGCACCGAGUGUGGGUUCAAGGAAAAUUCCAGAAACCAUUGCACCCAAGUCAGAAUAACUCCAAGUGAUAUUUUCAUUCUUUUCUCAUGACUGAACUAUGUACCAUGAUGAAGUACAAAGCCAGAAGACUACACUAUCCAAAGGCUCCUGCAAAUCUUUUAUUUCUCAAAAGACAAAAAGAAGAAGAGAAUUUGUUUCCUUCUGUCUUAUCAUGGGUGAGCUCUUCGAGCAUUUGAAGCACAUUUAAGUGAUUUGGAAGAGUGUACCACUUUCUGUGUUUUCAAAACUUGAUACCCAAGCUUGUUUGGGUUUAUUACAUCUACCAAUUUUGCUUUUCCCUGAGUUUUAAAAACAUUCAAUUAAAUUACUAAAAUAAAUCAGAUAAUUUUGAGAAACUAUAACCUGCCAUUUUUUAAGAAGCAGAAAAAUCAUCUUCUAUAUUUAUAUAUAUAGGCUUAGUAAAGCAUUUUUCCCAGUCAAGCCCUCCUCCAUUGUCAUCUUGUGGCAGAUAGGCAGUAUGUCAUGUUUCUAGGGAAAGCUACAAGCCCAAUAUCAAGAUAUAUUAUUAUUUUUCCCCCAAAGCUUUCUUUGUUUGUAUGUUUGGUUUGGUUUGAUAUUUUUGUUUUUUGAUUCAAAAACUAUUGUCUGAAAUGCAAUUUUAGUUUCUCUUUCUUUUCUAAAAUUGGGAAAGUAUGGCCAAGCUAACAUUACUUUUAGGCCAUUCUUAGAUGUACAAGUUGUUGUAGACUCUCUUUAGGACAACUGUCAUAACCAAGAAAAUUCCUAUAGCAAUUAAAGAUUUAUUUACUCCACUUCUCAAAGAACACAUGUUGGUUUACAAACUUCACUUUGUAAAAAUGGAGUUUUUAAGAUUGGUCUUUCAUUACAUAAUAUUCACUGAGUACUUUAUGUUGUGCUGAAUUAUGUAAAAUAAUAUAAUCAAUAAAGACCCAGCCCUGUCUUCAGGGAGCGUAAGUAGAAUCUAGCUGGCAAAGCAAAAUGUGCAUAUCUUAAACCUCUAAAUCAUGAUAUAAGAUAAUAUAUGAACAAAUACUCACAUGGAGAACUCAUUAGCUAGUGAACUUUGAUUGUGAGUCCCAGCAUCUGGAAGAAAUGGGCAAUUUCUUGAAAGGGCCAUCAUUGGAAUAAUUAAGUUUCAUCUGUUUUUCCUUUUCAAAUUAUUUGAAAUUCAGUUUUCUAGAGGAAUAGAAUCGGUCCAGCUUAGGUCAUGGGUUCAUCUCUUAUUGAACUGGGGGCAAGGCAGCUUAAUUGAUUUACCACCAGAAUGUGUGAGUGGAAGAAAGUUCCUCAAAGGAAAAUCAAAACCCUGUUAUCAAAAAGAGGAGGAUGGAUGUUGGUCUGUCACCAUCAACACAUCACCUAGUAGUGGUAACACUUGACAUAGUUUUAAAAAGAAUCAGGCUUCUUAGAGGAGGUGGGCUUCAGGCUAGUCCUUGGACUUUCUGUCCUCAGAAUAAGACAAGUCUUUUGGUGUGAAAUGUUAAUGAUGAGGAAUAGUAGAGAGAAGAUGGGCAAGAACGAGUCAGUUCGGAAACAGUCUAGAAUAUCUGUGUGUUGACUUCUAGUUUCAACUGGAGCCAUCUGAAGUUGAUUUCUGUUUCAUACUUGCUAUAGUGUUUUAUAAAAGUGUUAGAGAGAUUUGUUGAAGAGUUGUCUAUACAGUGGAAUGGAGUGAGUCAGAAAUCAGUGGCAAAGAAGACCACAGAAAAAUUUUUGCAUAAACUUGCCUUGGUGGGAAGUCCUAAGAAGUAUAGUUAUCAAUUUCUGUUUAAAUGUGCAUACAUCAGUAAAUGUAAGAGUAAAAAUUUGCCUGAGACUCUUAA